AUGGAUCCGAGAUAUGAUAUACCGCGGAGGGCCGCCGGUGUUGGCGGGGGCUCCGGGAACUCGUCCCCCGCUCUGGGGGCUCAGUCGCGCCGCAGGAAGAUGCCUCCAAGACCCGCUGAUUUUAAACUUCAGAUUAUCAUUAUUGGCUCCCGUGGUGUUGGUAAAACCAGCCUCAUGGAGCGAUAUACAGACGACACUUUCUGCGAAGCUUGCAAGUCGACAGUAGGAGUUGACUUCAAAAUCAAGACAGUUGAGCUGAGAGGAAAGAAGAUCAGAUUACAGAUAUGGGACACUGCUGGCCAGGAGAGGUUCAACAGCAUCACAUCAGCCUACUACAGAGGCGCCAAGGGAAUAGUGCUAGUGUAUGAUAUCACGAAGCAGGAGACCUUUGACGACCUUCCCAAAUGGAUGAAAAUGAUAGACAAGUACGCCUCAGAGGAAGCAGAGCUUCUCCUGGUCGGUAACAAGCUGGACUGCGAGACCGAUCGUAUCAUCUCCAGACAGCAGGGAGAGAGGUUUGCCUCUCGAAUAAGUGGAAUGCGCUUCUGCGAAGCUAGUGCCAAGGAUAACUUUAAUGUGGAUGAAAUCUUCCUGAAGCUUGUGGAUGAUAUUCUUAGCAAGAUGCCUCUGGAAGUUCCCAACAAGGAGCUUUCCAACAGUGUCCUGUCUCUGCAGCCUGAACCGGAAGUGCCUCCGGAGUUGCCCCCACCUCGCAUGCGCUGUUGCUGAGAGUCAGAGUGGUCCCCCAUCCUUCGCACACACACACACACACACACAC
Molecule: messenger RNA, 778 nt
Organism: Xiphias gladius (swordfish)
Lineage: Eukaryota; Metazoa; Chordata; Actinopteri; Istiophoriformes; Xiphiidae
Gene: rab12
Product: RAB12, member RAS oncogene family
Exons: 6
Coding region: 1-729 (242 amino acids)
Biological process (GO): Golgi vesicle fusion to target membrane; protein secretion; cellular response to insulin stimulus
Cellular component (GO): endosome; trans-Golgi network transport vesicle; plasma membrane
Molecular function (GO): GTP binding; GTPase activity
Source: RefSeq, a predicted model, not a curated record